Molecule: messenger RNA, 332 nt
Organism: Dentiscutata heterogama
Lineage: Eukaryota; Fungi; Glomeromycota; Glomeromycetes; Diversisporales; Gigasporaceae
Source: the annotation of a GenBank genome assembly
AAAACUAUGUGCGAUGCUGCCAUAAAUGCCUCAAUUACUCAGGUCAUACAGAAUUAUCAUCCACAAUCCAGCAUAGCUAUUCAGAUGGCGGAACACGUUAAAUGGGCUAUGUUAAUUGGUAUUUUGAUUGUGCUGGAAACGUGCGGUAUCGAGGUUAGGGAUAAACCUUUUGAGAUGGUAGAUAUCAUUAUACCAGAUAAAGUAAAUAAGCUCAAAACAACAUUAAUAGGCAAAGGAGACGGUGUACCUACGAUAACUUCAAAGGCUUGGAAUGUUAUGUUUCCACCUGAUAGUCUGAAGGGUAUAGAAGCCCGAUGGCUGUUGCCAACAGU